AGUAACAAAAAAAGAUAAUAAGAAAACAAAAUGGCCGCCAUCUCAUCGAGAAAGGUGUGUCGCGGAAUUUAGGAUUUCACCGAGGAUUCUAUACAAUUUCAGUGAAAAGUUUUGGUGUAAUAAUACUACUGCCGUGUUACCGGUCGCGAAGCUGCCCCGGCGCGUGGCACCGCAGCCCGCGGCCCCCGGGCCCGUCCUUGUCCGUCGCGCGCGUCAGGAGCCCUCGCUCCUAGCUCAGCUCGCUUCCGAGCCUCGUGCGAAGCCCUAGAGGAUGUCGUCGUCACGACGCAAUGGCUCGGUGUCCCGGGCCGCGGAGGCUGCGUCCAAGAACCGCCUCCACAUGGACCGGAACCCUCAGCAUUCCCGGUUAACUGAUCCCUCAAACCCUGUCGGCCGUCGCAAGGAGAUCGACAAUGUGAUGAAGCGCGCUCGGCAGGCAUCUCCGGGCAGCUGGGACCGCAAGCUGCUGGAGGUCGAGGAGAAGGAUCCCAACAGAUGGCGCCACUCGGGGUAUAAACAGAUGUACCUUGAUGGGUCCAAGUCGCCCCCCUCGCCGCGGUCGCGGUCCCCCGCUGGCAGGAAAUCGAGGUCACCGAUAGGGCUGGGUCGCCGCUCGCGGUCGCCGGUGCCGUUCCGUCGGUCCAGGUCGCCGGUGGGGCUGGGCCGCCGGUCUCCUAGAAAGUCUAGGUCUCGCUCAGCUCGCAGGAGCCCUAGACGCAGCCCUAGAAGGAGCCCUGUGCGCCGCAGCUCCCCUCCCCCGCGCCGCCGGUCGCCCGCGCGCCCGCGCACGCCGCCGCCGAAGCGCCGCGAGUCACCGCCGCGCCGCCCCGCGCGCCGCCCGCCCUCGCCGCCUGAGCCUAGGAAGUCGUCCCCAUCGGGCUCAUCAACGGGCAGCUGCUCGGACGAGUCGUGCUCGGUGUGCUCCGCCAAGAACAAGAAGCCGCCCGCGAAGCCGCCCGCGAAGCCGCCGCCGCCCAAGACCGCGCCGCCGCCCAAGCCUGUCCCCCGCUCCUCCGGCACAGCGCCGCCGCCGCGCCCGGAGCCGCGCGCCUCCGCCGUGGUGCAGCCCACGCGGGAGCUUCUACGAGCUAGAGACCACGCCAAGCGCACAAGAGAGGAGAAGGUUCUAGAAUGGCAGCGCUCCCAACUCGCAGUCAACCGGCCGCCGCCCGGCGCCGCGCCCAUCCCGCCCCAGCGCAUCAAACGCGAGGGCGAGCGCCGCCCAGAGCCGCCGCCGCCCCGCCCUAAGGCGCGGGGCGUGUCGCCCGCCGCGAUACAGGCCGCGCUGAACAGGAGUGAUUCUGAUGAUGAUAGUGAGGCGGAGAGUGAGCAGCAUCCCAACAGACUAACCCUCUCGGAGCGCUUCGGCAAGAUGGCGCAGUGGUCGGCGGCGCGCUCCGCCCGGCUCGAGAACAUGCGCAUCACGCGGCGCCAGGCCGGGCCCGGCGGGCUCAGCGUCAGCAUCGAGCCGGCCGAGCCGCAGCCUGAGAUGGAGGAAGCACCGGUGGGCAGUUACCCUGAAGAACUACUGGCCGUGGCCCCGUCCGGACUGCCGUCCUGGGAUGACGUCACCGUGCGUUACGACUACUACAAGAAGCGAGGGUACUUGCGCGGUCUGACGCUGGGCGACUACGUGAAGUGGGAGGAGUGGUGGUACAAGUACCAGGAGUGGCUGAAGCGCGAGCGCGCCUACGAGCGCUGGGCCGAGGGCGAGCAGGCUCCGGUACGCCGCGAGAGGCGCCGGCGCGGGGGGCGCAUGCGGCGCAGCUGAGGGCACGCCGCCCCCGCCGCCGUGCUCUGCGUGGACCUGGCGGGGGCGUCUCGCGUCUGAACGUGGCGCCACACUGCUGUGUGCUGACAAUAGGUAAACCAACCUGUAGUCACGUUCGCAAGAGAUGUGAGACCUCUGUGCUUAUUAUGGACAAAGUGUUAGUGUUUAGUUUUAAAUAUAAUUUAGGUGCAGUUCAUUUUUGUGUGCAGGAUUUUUACUAUAAUACCUAGGUAUUGUUGUUUUAUUUAACGUACAGUCAUUGUGUAAAUUCAAAAUCUUUUCUUAUCGGGAAACAUGGAAAUGUUUGCGACAGUGCAAAAAGGAUAUUUCCGUUUUCCAUGUAUUCUUAUAAGUUAAUAGAUUUGGCUCAACUGGAAAAACUAACACAAAGCUUUGUAUUUUUUCUCUAAUUAGGUAAGAAAUAAAGUGUUUAAAUUGUUG
Molecule: messenger RNA, 2212 nt
Organism: Plutella xylostella (diamondback moth)
Lineage: Eukaryota; Metazoa; Arthropoda; Insecta; Lepidoptera; Plutellidae
Source: RefSeq, a predicted model, not a curated record